GCAGCAGGAGGGACAGACGGACGGGGAGUUGGUCGGAGCAAGAAACCCGGAUCUCUCCAGCAUAAGGAUGUUCUUCACAUGCGGCCCCAAUGAGGCCAUGGUGGUCUCGGGCUUCUGCCGCAGCCCCCCAGUGAUGGUGGCAGGGGGCCGGGUCUUCGUCCUCCCCUGCAUCCAACAGAUCCAGAGGAUCUCCUUGAACACGCUGACCCUGAAUGUGAAAAGCGAGAAGGUUUAUACCCGGCACGGGGUCCCCAUCUCUGUCACUGGCAUUGCCCAGGUGAAGAUCCAGGGCCAGAACAAGGAGAUGCUGGCGGCCGCCUGCCAGAUGUUCCUCGGCAAGUCGGAGAGCGAGAUCACCCACAUCGCGCUGGAGACGCUGGAGGGGCAUCAGCGGGCCAUCAUGGCCCACAUGACUGUGGAGGAAAUUUACAAGGAUCGGAAGAAGUUCUCAGAGCAGGUUUUUAAAGUGGCCUCUUCAGACCUGGUCAACAUGGGCAUCAGCGUGGUGAGCUACACGCUCAAGGACAUUCACGACGACCAGGAUUAUCUGCACUCGCUGGGGAAAGCCAGGACCGCCCAGGUGCAGAAAGAUGCCCGGAUAGGGGAAGCUGAGGCCAAGAGAGAUGCCGGCAUCAAGGAGGCCAAGGCCAAGCAGGAGAAGCUCUCUGCCCAGUACUUAAGCGAGAUCGAGAUGGCCAAGGCGCAGCGGGACUUCGAGCUGAAGAAAGCCGCCUACGACAUCGAGGUGAACACCCGCAAGGCCGAGUCCGACCUAGCCUAUCAGCUGCAGGUGGCCAAGACCAAGCAGAAGAUCGAGGAGCAGAAGAUGCAGGUGCUGGUGGUGGAGCGGACCCAGCAGAUCCAGCUGCAGGAGCAGGAAAUCAUCCGCAAGGAGCACGAGCUGGAGGCCACGGUGAAGAAGCCGGCCGAGGCCGAGCGCUACCGGCUGGAGAAGCUGGCGGAGGCCCAGAGGUCCCAGCUCAUCAUGCAGGCGGAGGCUGAAGCAGAGUCCCUCAGGGUGAAGGGGGAGGCGCAGGCAUUCGCCACUGAGGCCAAGGCGCGGGCGGACGCCGAGCAGAUGUCCAAGAAGGCGGAGGCGUUCCGGCAGUACCAGGACGCCGCCAUGGUCGACAUGCUGCUGGAGAAGCUGCCCCAGGUGGCAGAGGAGAUCAGCAAGCCGCUGAGCUCGGUGAAGAAGAUCACCAUGGUGUCGAGCGGGAGCGAGGGCGUUGGCGCUGCCAAGGUGACGGGGGAAGUGCUGGAAAUCAUGAGCAAACUCCCCGACACUGUGGAGAAACUCACCGGCAUCAGCAUCUCCCAGAUGACUCAGAAGAAGCCAGGGCGAAUGUCCUAGUCGCUGGAAGUCAGAGGCUCUGCCCCGAGCUGUGCAUGUCCCUGAGCCGCCCCUGCCCCGUUCUCCUUGCUGUGUCUGCAUCUCAGGCCCCCCCCUCACGCUGGCUGCCCCCCGAGGGGGGGAUGUGUGGGGCACCAGCCACUGAGCCCCGUGGGUCAAUGCCACCUCCCGUGUACCCUUGCCAGCCCCCCAACCUGUGGUGUGGGGGGCAUUUGCUCCCCACACCACCCUAACCUCGCCUGCACCUUGUAUUCCUGGGGGAUCAGCCCCACAGACCCACCCCCUCGCUCCGUCAUCUCUUCACACCCAAAAUCAUCCUGAGGGGGAAGUUCCGGCACCUCCAGCUCGGGACCAGCGGGCGCCCUGUCUUGAAGGAGGUGCAGCUUUGGAGUCUGAUUUCUCAAGAGCGGCAGAGUGGGAAACAAACCCUUUCUACGCAGGAAAGCUUGGGAUUUCCUCUUUCAAUGCCCCCAACCUCUUAAAUCUACUCCUAAUGCAGCCUGGGAUAUCUCACCUUAAAGCCCCAGCGUUUUCAGAAGCCUCUGGCUUCCUUUUCCCUUGCACCCAUCCGGAUUUAGCAGCUCAUGUCUCUCUGGUGGCCAAAACCACAAGUCAAAGUCAGAUACCGGCCGAAAGCUGACAGCCCCAGCUUGGAAACGCCACCGGCCGCACAUCUCUACCUGCGGCGCUGGUAAGAUAUCAGCUGCUGAAGCAGAAGCAAGGCCAGGAGGUAAUCGGACUGAUAUGACAUGUCAGGUCGGCUGUUUGGUGGCUCCCUGGAGCUCUGGAGUUUGGUAUUUCCUGGCCAACUGGGGCUGUAGACGCUUUAGAUGCCCCUCCAUAGGCACAGCCCCAGGCGUGGGUCAGGAAGACAGGAGCGAACUCCUUUUUGGGGAGGGGAUGGGGCAUAGCCCCCAGGAUCCAGCAUUCCCAGCGCCUGUGGAUGUGGGGUAGGCACGGGGGGAGGAGAGUUGGGGUGGGAUGCAGCUGGGGGUAUCUCAUUGCCACUAAGGGGCAUGGGAUGAAAUGGGGCGGUGGGGAUUUCAAACCAUUGCCCCCUUUCGCCUCCGAUUCCUAAAUGUUUUCACUCACUCGCUGUGGCCAAAGUAAACUCUUCCGCGGGGCCCCCCCCGCUGUUCCUGCUGCCCCCAGCUGGGCCACUUGGGGCCAAUCUGAGAACGAGCCAACUUGGCUGGAACACCUGGUUGGGAGCCAGGGCCUGCUAGAGGAGA
Molecule: messenger RNA, 2586 nt
Organism: Chelonoidis abingdonii (Abingdon island giant tortoise)
Lineage: Eukaryota; Metazoa; Chordata; Testudines; Testudinidae
Gene: FLOT1
Product: flotillin 1
Biological process (GO): positive regulation of endocytosis; regulation of receptor internalization; positive regulation of cell junction assembly
Cellular component (GO): plasma membrane; cytoplasmic vesicle; flotillin complex
Molecular function (GO): protease binding
Source: RefSeq, a predicted model, not a curated record